GAGGAGGCAGAGAGUAAGUGCAGCGAGGAAAGAAACCUAAAAGUGAAGUUCUUUGCGGCAAAGGCCCUGUAGAUCAGGACACACCUCAGCGGCUCAUAUGAAAUAAUGAGACUUAGGGAAUUAACUUCAGCAGAUAUGAGCAUAUUAAGAAACUGACUACUGGGAUUGCUUAAGUUUGGGUUGGGAGGUGAACUAAAGGGGAGAAAUUGAGGACCAAGGAGUGAGCCGUGAGGGAGGAAGAGUAAAAAAUGGAGGCACCUUCAGUGUGAGCUGCGAGUUAGGUGUGAUUUGUACAGUCUGCAGCGUGUGUGUGAACUGGUCAGCAGUUUGGUUGCAGGUUUCUGCUGAGCAGAACGUGUGGUGUCUUGAUUGACUUGAUUGCUGCUACUGAUACUGUUAUGGACUCCACUGCACUGCUGUCUGUGGUAGGCGGGGCUCUAUUCCUGUCAAUCAUCCUUUUAGCCAGUCUUUGUACAUACUGCUGGGGGCAUAAACAACCAACAUCCAUCCAUCAGAGGUCCAGUGACUCAGAAUACAACCCAACUUUUGUGGUUCGGCAUCCCGUGUCAACAUAUGAGCACCAUACGGAUCAUACCAGAAUUGGACCUUACCAACCCAAUUCACUCAGUUCACCAUCUAUUACGGUCACAAAGGUGCCCUCCUGUCCUCCCUCAGAAACUGGAAGUCAAGCCAGUUAUGUGAAUCAAAACGGUGAGGAGGGAAUCAACAUUCAUGUCGAUGGCCAUGAGAGUGACGAUGAGCCGUAUGUUCAGCCUCCAAGUGAAUACAUAGUUGUUCUUCCAGAUUCCCCAAACACGCUAUCUCAGAGACCCAGCAGAGCUUCAUCCCAGAGCUCAGGAGAACCUUACAUAAAUGUAGACCAUGUGUCUGAAGCUAUAUUUGACUGUGAGAUGUAUGUGGAUGAAUCAGACUCAGACAUUCCCGAUUAUGAAAAUUGCAGAAAUUCUCAAGACCACAGGGAACAAACCCAUAGUCUGUCCCGUGGAAGUCAAAGCAGUGAUGAACGGGACAGCUCUGAUUAUGUCAACACAGACCCUAAUUUACAAUAACCAAGGAUUUGCCUUUUACCAAAUAAUGACAGUUAAAAAGGUCAGACCUAAGAAUCAUCCUGACUGCCAGAAGAGUUUUCAGAUUUACCUGUGCUUUGAAUUUUGAAGUGCAUCACCAAGAAAGCUUUGAACCAUCGUCACCUCCGAAAACUUCCUCCCUCAAUCCUUAUGACAGAUUUGCUGACGAAACCUGAGAAUGUUUUUUUAUUUUUUUUUAUUAACAUUUGCUGUUUACAGUGUACUGCAUCCAGGCUUUUAC
Messenger RNA from Sinocyclocheilus rhinocerous, 1329 nucleotides. RefSeq lists its product as uncharacterized. Lineage: Eukaryota; Metazoa; Chordata; Actinopteri; Cypriniformes; Cyprinidae. The transcript is spliced from 13 exons. The record is from RefSeq and is a predicted model, not a curated record. Bases 399 to 1070 code for a protein of 223 amino acids.